Oncorhynchus gorbuscha (pink salmon) is the source of this 1100-nucleotide messenger RNA. RefSeq names its product serine/threonine-protein kinase Nek8-like. Bases 54 to 1100 code for a protein of 348 amino acids. Gene Ontology annotation, cellular component: nucleus. The transcript is spliced from 5 exons. Gene Ontology annotation, molecular function: ATP binding; protein serine/threonine kinase activity. The record is from RefSeq and is a predicted model, not a curated record. Gene Ontology annotation, biological process: protein phosphorylation; mitotic DNA damage checkpoint signaling. NCBI's taxonomy places the organism in Eukaryota, Metazoa, Chordata, Actinopteri, Salmoniformes, Salmonidae.
ACCUGACACAGCAAGACAGCAGCCAUUCCUGAACUAAACUGACUGAGGUAGAGAUGGAGUACUCCACCAAAACUCUUGCUGCUGGCUGCUUUGGGAAGAUCUACAGGGAGAAGUACAAUGACACCUGGGCUGCAAUCAAGAAGGUGCCACAACACUUAAUCAAUAGGAGAGACCUGGAGAGAGAGUGUCAAGUAUACAAUAAGGCAAUUCAUCCUAACAUAGUGAAGCUUCUGGGUAAUCCAACACUCAAGGACUCUAAGUGGAUCAUCCCCAUGGAGUUCAUCUUUGGAGAAGAACUGGAGACAACCAUCUUCAAAUCACAACAAUCUCAAAUACAGUUAACUCCAUCUGUAAAGGCCACCAUCAUCACAGGCAUGUGUGAAGGACUACUUCACCUACACAGCAAAGAUAUCGUCCAUCAGGACCUCAAGCCUGAGAACAUCAUGGUAGAGCAUGAUUCUCACAGAGCUGUGAUCAUUGAUAUGGGACUGGCCAAAUUCUUCCGCAAUGGCCUAAAUUCUGCUGUGGAUAUGGGCAACGAGGCCUACUCUUCCCCUGAGGUCCUGCAGAGGCGGGGCCAACGAGACCAGCGUUCAGACGUGUGGGCUAUGGGUAAAAUCAUUGCUGAACUCUGUGCCAGAGUCAGGCUGCACACCCCUAGUGUCUGUCCGGCUAUGAUCUAUGAGAUCCUCAGUCUCCAAGGACAGCAGUACUGUAAUGCUGUCUGUAGGAUGGUGCAGAGCGACCCCACAGUGCGAGCCACCAUGGCCGGGAUCAUGCCAGAGAUGCGAAGGGCAGGGGGAAGUGGCAACACCGGGGAGCAACAAAGAGGACAUCUUCCGACACCCUUUCCUCACACUGAGGUAAAAGACCCAUCGCCACGUCCUCAUGCUCCCCCGCUAUCAAGAGCUGAGUGCACAGCCUUGCCAAAGAUUGAGGUCAAGACGACACUGCAACCACAACCCAUACAGCGGUCACCUUCCCCGGCAAGAUGGGAGCAUGCAGCCUUGCCAAUGACUGAGGUCAAGAUGACACUGCAACCACAACCCGUACAGCGGUCACCUUCCCGGCAAGAUGGGAGCAUGCAGCUUUGCCAAUGA